Parnassius mnemosyne (clouded apollo) is the source of this 588-nucleotide messenger RNA. The record is from the annotation of a GenBank genome assembly. NCBI's taxonomy places the organism in Eukaryota, Metazoa, Arthropoda, Insecta, Lepidoptera, Papilionidae.
AUGAAAAACAAACUGGAAAUCGACUUUGCGGCGAGUGUGAAAUUCGACGACAAUCUGCCGGUGAACGAAGUGGAUCAGCAGAAAACAUACCAGACACAACCGCGGCGAGAAUCCGUAACGCCAAAAAUUGUGGUGUGCCCACCUUUGGAAGACAUGCCGGAACCUGUAGGUGCACCCCGUGGGACACGUUUGCUGAGAGCUCUAAGCAGACGUCUAUCCAGACGUGCGAAUGAUGUUGAUUCCUUUGACAGUUCUAGUAGCAACGACAGUGUGUCCUGCGAAAUGGGUCGAACCGACGAUCGCUCCUCUUGUUCCGCUAGUGAUUCUGGCAGCGACGGCUCCGAACACCGCCGACGCCAUCGCUCAACCGUCUCUCUAAGACGUGUAUUUCAAAAUCUAAGCCUAACAUCCCGAUCACAAUCCUGUUCGCCGACUGAACGACAACGUAAACCCAAAAAGCAGCAACAACCGAAACGUAUAUUACGACCACCAGUAACUUACACGUACGUCCGCGGCCUCUCCGGUCUGCCAACACAACGGGUACCCAGACACACAGUUUGCUGUGCAACCAUGGGCUUAAACCGAUAA